AUGUACAUUUUUGUUCUUUCUGGCAAUUUAACACGUUUAUUUGUAAUUGCUUUCCAUCGCCAUUUUCAUAAACCAAUGUACAUGUUGCUUUGCAAUAUGAUAAUCUGUGAUCUAAUUGGAAGCACUGCUCUAAUGCCCAGGUUGAUGUACGGAUACUUUGCAAUCUGUAAUCCUUUGCGAUACCAUGGAGUAGUUUUUGUGUUGCUUUUUAUUCUCUUUUCUCUUAUAUUAAGACUUCCACGAUGCAGAUCUAUUAUAGUUCAUACAUAUUGCUUUAAUGGAGCUUUAUAUUUAUUAUCUUGUGUUGAUACUACUGUGAACAAUAUUUAUGGUUAG
Erpetoichthys calabaricus (reedfish) is the source of this 336-nucleotide messenger RNA. Its product is annotated as olfactory receptor 52D1-like. The record is from RefSeq and is a predicted model, not a curated record. Gene Ontology annotation, molecular function: olfactory receptor activity. Gene Ontology annotation, biological process: G protein-coupled receptor signaling pathway. The coding region runs from base 1 to 336 and encodes 111 amino acids. Lineage: Eukaryota; Metazoa; Chordata; Cladistia; Polypteriformes; Polypteridae. Gene Ontology annotation, cellular component: membrane. The transcript has 4 exons.